AUCGCUUUGAGGCAGCAGCCGAGAGCUGGGUCCGCACGCGUGGUGGCGGCGACGGCCGCGCCGGAGAAUAUACAUCAUUGAAUGAUGCAGGCCACUGCACUGAUGGAGACAGCUUCUGGCAAAGUCUACCAUACUAGUGGAGGAAGCCUUCAAAAAGGUAUAUCUUCUAAGAAAGAAAAUUUAUUAUUUUAUUCCAACGGUUGUAAUAAAGUCAAAUCUAUUCUUCCUGUUGAUGAGUGGAAUACGCUAAAGCAAGGAGCCAACAAAGAAAUCAACAGUAUUGAAAAAACAGAUUUAUUGGAGUCAUAUUUUUCAGCAAGUCAAGAUACCAAUGUAGGGAGUACUCACUCCCAGUCAAGUGAGUUUGAAGACAGUAUUGACUAUGCUUUUUUGAAUGAGACAUACUCUAUACAUUAUUCAGAGUCAAAGCUAAAUGAAAAUCUUGCUCUUUUAAAUUCAGAAUUAGAUCCUGAAAAGCAAAAAAGAGAAGAGAUAUUUUUUGAUAUUUUGGAGCGUCAAGGUAAGAAGACUGUUGGCUUGGAAAAAAUCUCCAAGAUUUCAGAUGAUGACUAUAAAGAAACCGCUGAAGAUAUGCAAAAGUAUGAUAUAGAUGAAGACUCACAGCAGGAAUAUCACAGUGCAGAAGAACAAGAAUAUAUAAGUAACCAUUUAUCUUUUGAUGGAGCCAAAACAUUAAGUAUAUCUAAUCUGGAAGUUGUUGAAUUAAGAAAUUCAGGUUAUGAAGUUAAAUGUGUUAGCAAUAUAGAAGAUAAUCAUGUUAAGUUGGAAAGUAGUUCUAUUAUUUCUUUGGAUUCACUUAAUGUUUUUGCACAAGAAUAUUCGCCUCAUGUCUCUCAAUUUCAGAAUUCUGUCAUGAUAAAAGAAAAUCAUGAAUCAAAGCAUGAAAAGUGGAAGGAACAAGAGACUAGUUUAAUGUACCACACGGUAUUUGAUCAUCUUUUACAAAGAAACAAUUCUCUUGGAAACCAAGAAUCUCAACCUAAGAGUGGUUUCUUGAAUCCUCAAAAAACACUCAAAACUAAGAUUUAUACUGAGAAAACGAAAUCUCAAAUACCUGAAAGUAAAGAUCUUUGUGGAAAUACAAUUGUUGAAAACAAAGUAUCACAGCAUCUUGAAAAUCCUACCAAGUUACCUCAGAACAAAGCUUUGGAGUCUUUACUCCAAUCCUGUAAAGGUUGCCAGACUCCCUGGGCCUCUGUUUUUGAUGACUCAGUCAUUUCUGCCUGUGGGUAUUCAUGUUAUAAAAGCCUACAAAGCAACCUUGACCCAGCCUUGGGUUUCUCUGUUACACUACCAAGAAUUGCAGUCAAAGAUAAUCAGGCAGUGGAAAAGGAUAGUUCCCUAAAAGUUGUUAGCAACAGUACUACAAAUAAAAUAUGCUCUCCUGAUAGGAAAGGAACAUGUCCUAAAUCAGUGUCAGAUGCAGCAAGUUGUACAGUCACAGUUAAUCAGACAGUGGAUGUUAGCACUGAUUUUAGGGCUUGUUUCACAACCAGCAGGGCAACAAGUGCAAGAUCUCCUGUAGUAUCUACAUCAAGCAACACAGAGAUAACAAUGAUGAAUAAACAACGGCCUGGCGGAUGGCAGAGUGGAAAACAAACAAGUGUGGCUUGUAAUACAGACUGGUCAUGCAGUCAAGAUUGUGCAGACACACAGGUGGUUUUGACAAAAGGAUCAGGAAGAUCUCUCUCAGUUGAUGGUUUAAAGCCAGACGGAAAUUUCCUAAAUAAGGAUUCCAUGGAAGUAAGAAAAACAUUGGAUAUCAUAGACUUAAAGAAACAUCCUGAGAGGGAAUUUCAACUUUCUAAAGAGAUGGAGAAGAAUUUGCCAUCAAAGUGCUGUCAGAAUAUAAUGCAGAGAGCCAUAAAAGCAGAGAUGCACCUUUUAAAUGUUCACUAUCAGAUGUGUCAUCACCAUUGUUGUGAUAUUUACAAAUUUAUAAUGGAAAACAGAGAAGGAUUAAAUAGGAAUUUGCCAAGUAAUUCUGCUAAGAAAGAAUUAGGGUCAGCACUACUAUCUGUUUUGGAAGACUUAAAAGUUAGAUAUAUGAAUUUGAAAGAAAAAAUACACAAGGGCAUACUACUGGAAGAGCUGCCCCCACUGUCAGUAGAAUCAAAAUUAUUGUCUGCCUUCUCUACUUUUGCUUCCAGGUUGGUAAAAGAAGAAUCACAUGACUUUUCAGGAGCAGAUUCGGAACUAGAUAAUCAAAGUGCACCUGAUGUUGAUGUUUCUCCAGCCCUAAAAAAGACACUCUCUCAAAUGUCUUUAUUAUCUGAAAGUAGUCAUCCUGCACAAGAUCCAACACCUGAGAAAGACAGUUUUAAAAAUGGUGAUAUAAAUGUAGACUUUAGUCAACUGAAACUUGAUGAUAAAGAGUACAGAAAUUACCGUGAAAUCAGUGAAGACUGGUUUGAUGCUAAAGAGAAUCUGACAGGAGCUGACUUCUCAGGAAUACAAGAAAACCAAAUUGAACACGACAAAUGGAAUCCAAAGUUUACACAAGAAAUGAAGAAUGUUGAACCCUUACGAAGAGAUAAAUGUUUUCUGAUACAUGUUGGUGGUCUCUGCCCUUCGGUGUCUGAGGCUGAUUUAAGGUCUCAUUUCCAGAAGUACCGAGUUUUUGAAAUUUCAAUUUAUGAUUCUUCUACUAAUUACAGAUAUGCGUCUCUUGCUUUUAAAAAAAACAGUGAUGCAAAGAUGGCUGUGAAAGAAAUGAAUGGAAUGGAAAUAAAUGGAAAAUCAGUAAAUGUGAGGCUUGUUAAAACUCCUGGAGAAUAUACAUCACCACUUGCCUCCAAAAAUGGGAAUAAAGUUGGUUUGAAUAAUUUGGAGAAAAACACCAACAAAGAAAUGAAUGCCUCCUGCAUUUCUAAAUUGCCCAGAACUAGGCCACGGCAGCUGGGAUCUGAGCAAGACAGUGAGUUUUCCCCUUCGGACCAGAAGGGUGUUAAGAAGAAUUGUAAACAGAUUGAAUCUGCUCAUUUAUUACCUGAGACACCUAUUCAAUUUAUACCUCCAAAUACAUUGAACCUUCGUAGUUUUACCAAGAUCAUGAAGAGACUGGCUGAACUGCAUCCAGAUGUCAGCAGAGACCAUAUUAUAGAUGCUCUUCAGGAAGUAAGAGUAAAUCGUAAUGGUUUCCUGAAUGGCUUAUCUAUUAGUACUAUUGUGGAAAUGACUUCAUCUGUUCUGAAAAACUCUGCUUCCAGUUAGGAAUAAACAAAGCAAUAAAGAGGAUUUCCAUGGAAAUCAGAGUGCCCUUCUUCAGAGAAUGUUCUGCAGCACUUAGAAAAAAGUUAUGGUAAUAGCAAGAUACAAUUAAAUAACCUCAGUAACUAGCCUUAGCUGUUAAAAUAUUUUACUUCAUAUCCCUCCAUAAUUUUAUCUUUUUAAACUUUAUUUCAAACUUGUUACUUAGAGACUUAAAACUGCAUAUUUUGGAUCAGAAAAAAGGUCAUGUCCAUUUUUAAAAAACCUUUGAUAAGUCAAUUUAAAAAAAAAAACUGACCUAGAAAAGGUUUAUUGAUAUCGUUUCAUAGUUCAUUAACUGAUAUCCAUACAUAAAACUGUAAUUUACCUUAAGUUCAUAUAUUAGCUGCAGUUUUUAAAUGUCUAAAAGACCCUUAAAUUGGACCAUAAGAUAAUAGAUAGUUUGAAUUUAUAGAAAUAGAAAAUAUUGUCACAUUUAUUUUUAAGCUCAAAGACAAGUAAGUCACUGCUGUGAUAUACUUAAUGCAUAUUUCCAACUUCAGUAUGAAACAUUCAAUUGUAGUUUUCCUGUUUUCACAGAGAAGGGUGACCCAUGUGUGCUUUGGUCUAGUACUGAAAUUUAAAUGGUUAUCAUAUUGCUUGCACCUGUUCUGUGAUAAGUUCUUUUGUAUUAGUGUAUAAAGUGGAACACUUUUCAAAGGCUAAUUUGGUUCCCUAUCUGAUAGGAAUAUAGGAUAUAAACUUCUUUAAUUGCUUGCUUUUUUAAAGUACCAAAUAUGUACUUCUUAAAGUUACAUGUUUAAUAAUAAUAAGUGUUUAAAUGUUUAGAGCAUCCAGUGUAUAGUUGGUGUUACUUGAUUACAAAUUUCCCACUUAACAUUUAUAUUUGAUGUACUUAAAUUUAAUAAAGGCAGCUAAUCUAUAA
Messenger RNA from Marmota monax (woodchuck), 4156 nucleotides. It is a transcript of the gene Rbm44, whose product is annotated as RNA binding motif protein 44. Gene Ontology annotation, molecular function: RNA binding. The record is from RefSeq and is a predicted model, not a curated record. The transcript has 16 exons. Bases 82 to 3234 code for a protein of 1050 amino acids. NCBI's taxonomy places the organism in Eukaryota, Metazoa, Chordata, Mammalia, Rodentia, Sciuridae.